Monodelphis domestica (gray short-tailed opossum) is the source of this 3838-nucleotide messenger RNA. The record is from RefSeq and is a predicted model, not a curated record. NCBI's taxonomy places the organism in Eukaryota, Metazoa, Chordata, Mammalia, Didelphimorphia, Didelphidae.
CCUGGGCCAAAAAGAAACAAAUGUUGGUUGGGCCGAAAGGAACAAAAGAUGUGAUAGGAGGGAAAAGCUACUUUGACCAGAUACAGAGGGAGGCCUAUAAAAGUGAGGAGCACAGAGGGUUGAACACUGAGCUUCUCGACCUGCUGCUUUCCAGGAAGGUGGCUGCAGACUCAGUGCUUGCUGGGAAGAGAGAGAGCUCAGAGCACUGGGCCACUCUCUCUGGAGGCUGUCUGCCAGGCCAACCCGGAGGGACCUGAGAGCGAGAGCUGCCAUGAUGCACUGAUGUCAGCUGAAAAAGCUGGAUCAGCCUCCGGUCCACUGCCCUGGAAGCCAAAGGAGGGAACUGAGGCAGCGGCUUUCCGGAGCACAGAGGGAAUCCGAGAGAGUGGGCAAGGCCCCUGUCGUCGUGGUGGUUGUCGUGGUGGUCAGCAGUGCUGCCAUGGUGUCCAGAGCCAAGAGGCCCGGGCCCCUGCUGAAGGGAGAGGAGGCCCCGCUCUCCCUGGAGCACUGGAUCCAGAAGAAGGGCCAGAGCCCCUGGGGGGCAGCCCGGCCACUUUAAGUCGGAGAGCCCGGUGGCCGCGGCUAGCGAGGCCUACGCCAAGUUCUGUGCCGAAGCCAAACCCAGCAAAUGCCAGCGCGACGCUGGAGCCGCCUGGGCCCUGUGGCAGGCCUGCGUGGAUGGCGGCCAGUUGCUGGCCCAGCGGCAGGAAGAGUGCACGGCCUGGCAGACCAAGAGCCUGGAGCUGGAGUUCAAGUGCGCACAGCUGCAGCAGGAGAAACAGAGUCUGGAGGAGGCCUGGGAGGCUGAGAAGUUCCGGGCCAGCUUGGAGCGGCCUCCACCCCCUCAGCCCCCAGAGCGGCUGCCUGAGGGCUCCGAGGGCCAGGCCUCUGUCUCUGAGGGGCAGGAGGCCUUGGGGCGUUUGCAGGAGCGCUGCCAGCAGCUGGAGAAGGAGAAGGCCCAGUGGGAGGCCCAGAAGCAGGAGCUCAAGGCCGAGCUGGGGAAGAUGCGGCAGGGCCUAGAGGUGGGCCAGGGCCGCCUGGCAAGCCUGCUCAAAGCCAACCAGGAGGACCGUGAGACGUGCCGCAGCCUGCAGGAGAGCUAUGCCCAGUGCCAGGCCGAGAUCGAGAGGCUCCGCAAGGAGACUGGAGCGCAGCAGCUGCAGCUGAGGCAAGCCCCCGCAGCUGCCGUGACCCAUCGGGGGCCCAAGGAGGAGGAGCCCGAGGCGGCCAAGAGGCACAGGCCCGGGCACGGGGGGCGGGGCACGGCGUGGACCAGGCCAGCUAGCGGGAGCUGUGGCCCUUCUGGGGCCGCAGCCGCAGCGAGGCCUGCUCUCGAGCUCCCCCUGCCAGCCUGGGCGCCCAGCCUGCAGGCCCCAGAGGAGGAGGCAGCCCGUAGCGGAGGCGGAGAAGGAGGAGGAGAAGAAAAAGAAGGAGGAGGCGGGGGUACCCGCUGCACCCUCAGGUGGCCCCCAGCAGGCCCAGGUGGGCCGGCGCUGGAAAGCGUUGCCCCGCUGGAAGAGAGUGUGCAGCUCAUGCGGUGCCUGGGGGCGGGCAGAGAGGAGGGGCGGGGUCUGGGACUGCUCCUGGUGCCGAGCCCAGGCUGGGCCUUGGGGGGCCCCCUUCACACCACGCGGGGGCCACUAUUUCCCAGGCCGGGCCGCUUGCAGUCACCUUCCCAGUGAGAGGUCGGGGGAAUGCAGGGGCCCGGGAGGGGUGGAGAGCAGCCCCGGACCCCUGGAGAGGGCCGCCCAAGCGAGAUGUGGCCUGGAAGAGGAGGGAAGGACCCCUGGCCAGCCCCGGGGAGUGGAUGUGCCCCCAGUGCCACGUCUCCAACUACGGGCACAGGACCCGAGUGCUUUCGGUGCCAUUCCCGGAGGGAGAUGGACUUGGCACGGGAGGGAGAGGCCACUUUCCAGGCCUAGAGCUCCUCCCCUCCCCAUCCAUUUGUCCCAUCACUGCACUUCGCUCUGAGAGUCAUUCCAGUUUCCAGUUGGGUGGCACUGGAAAGGCACAGCCCGGUGUUAGAGGGGAUUCCCGCUGGGCCUCUCUGAUGAUCUCAAAGGGCUUACCCCCCCACACACACACUCUCCUCUGGCUCCGGACUAGAGAGCCUUCCAGAGGGCCUCCAUUUUGCCUCAGAGCCUAUCCCCUCUUGAUCUGGGCUGUCAGAAAGUUCUGCCAGGCAGCUUUUGAGACAGUGCCGGCCAGAUAGCUGCCUAGAUCCCAGGGUGUGGUGGAGCCCAGCUGUUCCCCUGAUGGGCUGGGAAGCAUUUCUUGAGCCUGAGGAGUGAGCCAGCUCCUCUUCUCCUUCCUUCCCGCCCCAAAAGCCUGCUGGAGCUUCGGCUUUGCUCCUGUCUAUCUAGGCUCUCCCCGCUGCCAGCCGCCAGUAGAGAGGCACUCCAGCCAUCCAGCCAUGUGUUCAGUUCUUCUGAACCACACAAGAGUCACAGGCUGGGCGCAGCCUAAAGGGGUUCCUGGCCUCUCCCUACUUGCAAGGAUGGCUCAAAUAUGUAUUUGGGGGGGGACCAAUGAACUAACAUUUCGUUCGGGCCUGAGCUCUGUGCUGUCCAAUCAGCUCCCACAGGUCCGUUCAAGUCUCCCAGGAGCACUAAGAGUCCUGUGGCGCUGCUCCCCAAUGGGCAGAAUGGCCUGUGGAAGCUGGAAAUCGCCCUCAGCCCCAUCACAGGGCUUGGAGAUCUAGUGUCAAGUUUGCCAAAAGGACCGUUCCUGCAUACAGAAGCCAGACUGAGAAAACUGGGGGAAGGAGGCCCCUCAUAAGAGAGCUACUUGUCACUGGCCUGGAUGACCACUCCGCGCUUGCCAUGUCAGCAGUAUGAAAUGGACUGGCCACCCCAACACCCCUUGGGGGAGGCUUUAGAAUCGGGUUGGAUAAUUCCUUUCAGAACUUUUGAAUCUUAUUUUUGACAAGCUGAACUUUUUCAAAACGCUUUCUUCCUGUUUCCAUGCUUCCUUUUCUUUCCGUCCCCCUCCCGGGUCCAACAAGCACUUCCACUGGGUUAUCCCGGUGCUAUCAUCACUUAUACCUCCUUCCAGAUUAUUCAUCUUUGCACUAGAGCGAUCUUUGGAAACCCACAUCCUACAUGCAUGUAAACUGAUGACGAGCCAUUUGUUUUUCUUGGGUUCUGCAUUCCUUCCCAUAAAUAAAUCCCUCUGGACUGUCCUGGGUGGUUCCACAGUGUUUCCCUCUGGCUCUGCAUCACUUCCUGGAGGUUCUUCCAGCCCGUAGAAGCCUUCCAGCACUACGGUAGUAUUCCAUUUAAUGAGCCCAUAGGAGAUAGUUGAUCGGCUUCACAUUUUGAAGUCAUCGAGCGGUUUGCCUUGUUAGCUUUCUUGUUUUUCAGUAGUGUGAUUCAUAGAAAGCCUUGUGUGCAUGACACUGAAUUCUUGAACAACUGCUAAUGAGCAUGGAGGCCCUCUGAGAAGCCAGAGCACCUAUGGGAAAAAAGAGGAACAACUGGAUUGUGGAUCUGGGAGGGAGCUCUGGAUCCAAUUCCGGGGGUACUUGGGAACAGCUGUAGGAUCAAAAUCAAGCCACCUGAGGCCCGUCCCAGCCUCCAGUUUGGCCAGAGGUCUGAUGUGACAGAUUCAGUCUCUAAAGGGGAGGUUGACAUUCGAAGGAGGCUUGGAUGAACUGUGUGAGCUGAAGGAACGAGAGGACGCCCCAAAUGUGGGACAUUGCAUGGUGCAGCCUUUUUCGGUGGCUCAGUCAGCUGUGACUUACUUUUUUUACUUCACAAAAUUACAAUUUGUUACACUGGAGAUGACUGUAGUGUUGUUAAGAUAUGGGAGAUGUUAAUAAAAAUUUAAGUUAAAAAUA